GCCAGACUGACUGCCUCUGGACUGCCUGCAUCUGCCAUCGGACGGCCAUGAGUGAGAUCGAUAGUGUUAGGAGGAGUGUGAUGUUCGCUGGCUGCGGCCUGGUGAGCCGCUCACUCGCCUUUUCACAAUGAAUGCACAUGUGUGUGCGUGAACGAUGGCCUCACGCUUACCUGCAGGUCUUCCUCAGCAUCGCGGUGUCGUUGACGAUUAUUAACAACAUGAAAUUGAGACAUCGCGUCGACCAAAUGAGUGACGACGACAAGCAGCUGGCUGCCGUCGUCAGCAGCAUAUGGGAGCACAUGAAGUCAGCAGGCAACGGCACCUCGAACGGCACUGACGCGUCCACGACGGCGAGCGACAUCGAUGCGGCCAUCGCUGAGCUGACGGCUGGGCCUGCCAGUGGCACGGCCAAGAGCAACACGCGACUGCUGAGGGCCAACUAGAGCGGCGUGAGCGCCUUUUCUCCUCUGGUAUGGUCGUCCCAUCUGCGUGCAGUGCAUUGAUCUGGU
Molecule: messenger RNA, 509 nt
Organism: Vitrella brassicaformis
Lineage: Eukaryota; Vitrellaceae
Source: the annotation of a GenBank genome assembly